AUGGCACCGACGAGCAAGCUCCGAGCGUGGUGGCAGCGGACGCUGGCCUCGGUCGGCCCGCGCAAGCAGCCGCCGACCAAGCGAGCGCUGAGCAAGGCACGCUACAUCUGCACGUGCGUCGCGCUCAACGCGCUGGCCCAUCGGCGUGGCGCGGCCCCGAUCCGAUACGACGCACCGACAACCCCCAUCACGCUGCCGCGCGAGUUUACGGCCGAAGCCAAGGACGUCUCGGUCGUCGGUGGCAAGCGCGUGCCGUUUUGCCCGAUCCAGACCGCGCGCAUGAAGCGGCGACGCGCCAUGACCACGUUUGCCGCGAUCGACGAGGACGCGACGACGUCAUGCGGUCAACUCGUGUGCCCGGGCUGCGCUGCGCGCGCGCGCCUGAGCGCAUCCGUCACGCACUGCGCCGAGCCCGACGACGACGACUCGGACGAAGAGUACUAACUUAUUGGCAUCCAUCGCGACACUUCAUUAUUGCUACAAUGCACCACGUAUUUAUCUU
Saprolegnia parasitica CBS 223.65 is the source of this 502-nucleotide messenger RNA. RefSeq lists its product as hypothetical. The record is from RefSeq and is a predicted model, not a curated record. The transcript has a single exon. The coding region runs from base 1 to 444 and encodes 147 amino acids. Lineage: Eukaryota; Oomycota; Saprolegniomycetes; Saprolegniales; Saprolegniaceae.